Messenger RNA from Polychytrium aggregatum, 1945 nucleotides. RefSeq lists its product as uncharacterized. The record is from RefSeq and is a predicted model, not a curated record. The coding region runs from base 29 to 1945 and encodes 638 amino acids. NCBI's taxonomy places the organism in Eukaryota, Fungi, Chytridiomycota, Chytridiomycetes, Polychytriales. The transcript has 17 exons.
AUAAAUUUGCCAUGUGUUCGAUGGAGACAUGCUGGACAAACAGCUGUACUUCAGCCUGACCCGGCGACGGCGAUUCAAGCGACUCGAUCUCCACAGCAAGCGACAGCGCACUGUCCACGAGAUGUGCAAGCAAGUCAUCGACCAGGCACCAAAGGAGACCGAAUUGGUGAUUGCCUUUGGGAAUGCCUCCUGGAAGCAAGGGAAGGGAUAUGCCUCCAGUCCCAGAAGACUCAGGUUUGCCAAGUACUUUGAGCAAUUCCACCACCACCAGAGACGACCACCAGAUCGAUCCGUCUCCAAGAUCCAUGUGUGCUCGGUGAACGAGUUCAACACAUCCCAGUCAGUCAGCGGGCUUCUGAAGCCAGAAAGUGACUGUCCCGUUUAUUUCUGGAUAGACUAUUCCGUGCUUCUCCUCGAGUGGAGAUCGAGAUUUCUUCCAAGUCAUGACAUCGUCAAAUUGGUCGACCUUACCUCGGUGUAUCAUGCGUUUUCAGAGAGUACCACCUUGAUGAUCACACUCGGGCGCUUCUUCGAUCCGAGAGGAGAAAAUCGGAGGUCGACUCAAUCCAAGCGGCGCUAUGUCCAAGUCGCUCUUCGGAUGAGCCUGUCCGAUGUGAUCAGUUUUGAUGUAAUUCUGAUAGUUGACAACGAUGACCUCUUUCCGGAACAAAUUCACACCACUGUCUCGAUUGAAGCACUUCCGGUUUGCAACGAGUUCUACCCCACCAACAUUGCAUCGGAGCUGAGAUCGAGCCUCAGGCUCCACAGGGCUCGCGGUCACUCGCAACGCUUCUGCUUCACAGCAGUACUGUCGUGCCUUGGUGUUGAGUCCAUCAGAAUGUAUCCGAUCGCUAUCGUGCUAACAGACAGCAUGCUUCUGAGCGACGCCAUGUGUAUUCAUCAAUUGAUAUUACUUCGGCCAGGAGAAGCCACAGUGACCGAAGCCGACGGCAACGUCAGCGGUAUGGCGUACCUUGCAGCAUCCCCCAGCAAAUGUCGUCUGCAUCGACCCAGAUCGUCGCCUCCCAUCCGCCAGUCGGAAUUGACACAAAAGUUUCCGCCUCUGACGGCACCUUCAAGCACUGACCGUCAGUAUCAGAGCGAUUUUCUCGAAGUUGCAAAUCCCAUGAAAUGCGUAUCUCACGAGGUCCCGGUUCACCUGUCGGUUCCCACAUUUCAGAUUGAAUCGGCUCGGUUGAUAUCAUGGGUUCGCUGGUCGCAGCUGAAUCGAUCUGCAAACAAUGUUGGCAUUGCGACGCUGCCAUCGACUGAUCGCCAGCAGUGUGGCUUUCGGAUCGCCAGCAUUGUUUCUGUUGCAGAUCCAAAAUCCUCGAUGCUCCAGGAUUCUCCCCAGCGAGAUAGAAUCAAUGUUCUUAUUGUCUCCAGCUCCGAGGAGCCCCUGCUUUCAGAUCUCCUCGGCGCUGCUGGCCGUGUUAAACGGUUUUCUACCUGGAAAUGCGGGUAUGAUGGCAAGCGUGAGUCGUUGUGGAGUACCGAGCAGAAGCCUGAUGGAACUUGCCAUGUCCGAGUGAUGAACAACGCUGUCACACGGCCCUUUCCGACCCGCUCAACCGAGCUGAAAGUGACGGCCGACUGUGCCGUGUGGGGGACAUAUACUCUGCAGGAACGCGACCCACCCCAGUGCUCGUCUUCACUCUCUAUCCCCCGGCCAAUACAGUCUAUUGCCGGCAAAUUCGACGUUUCGAUAGCACUUCAAUUGGCCGCAAGCGACGCACGACACGACGCGGAGCUAUCGGCCGCCACCCUUCGGCGCAGCAUUCACACUCAAACGGCACAAGAACGAGCCUUUGGCGAGGAAUUGGUGGAGGUAGUUUCUAAUUUGGUCCCAUCCUUCCAGUAUUUGCACGCAGCGUCGAAGGUUCAAGUGAGGCACGUUGUUUCCACUUGCUCCGAGCCCCUUCUGGCAUCCGCCCGACGCAUCUGA